AUGGCAGCUGGGAUCCUUGAUGGCAUGGAGGGAAAACUAGGACACGCUGCUUGGAGAUGGCUCUUCUUCAUAGAAGGGGCAAUCACGAUUGCGGUGGCCGUGCUUGCGGUCUUCGUCCUGCCCGACUUCCCAGCUACCACGAAAUGGCUGUCGGAGGAGGAACGUGCGCUUGCAUUGCGGCGGAUGGAGGAGCAAGGGGGCGCCACGAGCGAGGAGGACGCACAGACGGGCGCGCUGGCCGGACUGUGGAUGGCGAUAACAGAUUGGAAGGUUUGGUGGAUGUCACUCACGCUGACGUCAUGGGUCGUGUCGCUCUCGUUUAACGCCUACUUCCCUACGCUAAGCGCGACCAUGGGCUUUAACCGCAAUGUGACGCUGCUGUUGUGCGCGCCGCCGUUCGCGUUUACCGCGUUCGUUGCAUUCGCGCUGUCGCGCCAUUCUGACAAGACCCGACAGCGCUUCUAUCACUGCGUGGGGUCUUUGGGGGUCGGACUUUUGGGGUUCGUGAUCGCGAUCAGCACCAUGAACACGGCUGCGCGCUAUAUUUCUCUGUAA
This is a messenger RNA of Psilocybe cubensis, 555 nucleotides long. RefSeq lists its product as uncharacterized. Gene Ontology annotation, molecular function: transmembrane transporter activity. Lineage: Eukaryota; Fungi; Basidiomycota; Agaricomycetes; Agaricales; Agrocybaceae. Gene Ontology annotation, biological process: transmembrane transport. The transcript has 2 exons. The record is from RefSeq and is a predicted model, not a curated record. The coding region runs from base 1 to 555 and encodes 184 amino acids. Gene Ontology annotation, cellular component: membrane.